Parascedosporium putredinis is the source of this 636-nucleotide messenger RNA. The record is from the annotation of a GenBank genome assembly. NCBI's taxonomy places the organism in Eukaryota, Fungi, Ascomycota, Sordariomycetes, Microascales, Microascaceae.
AUGUCUCGCGUUCAGCCCCUUAACACCACCAACGAUCUCCAGAACUUCGUCAAUUCCAAACCCUUCGUGGUUCUCAAGGCCUCCAUGGCUAGGUACGAAGGGGACGCCACAGACCGCAACAUAUUCAACAGCGUGUCCAAUGAGUACCCGGUCCUCUCCUUCGCCGAGAUCGAUCUCGAGAGCGCCAGACAGUUUGUUGGUUUCAGCGGCGGGGUCCCCGCCCCCGGGUCCAUUCUGCUCUUCCGGAACAAUCAGCUCGAUGAGGUGCAUCCCAUGAGCUCGAGGUGGAAGGACUUCCUUGACGAGUUCUCCCAGUAUGCCUACAACUCGCGCGGCUCUCACGGCUCCCGAAGCGCCUUUGCUGCCCUCGAGGCUCCUAGCCCCCAAAGCGACUACGUCACCCAGGGAGCCCACAACCCCCAGGACUCCUACGAGUCCCGAAGCGUCUACAACCCUCAAGCUGGCCAUGGUCCUCGAUCUACGUACAGCUCCCACGAAUCUCGUGCUCCCUCUAGCACAUAUAGCUCCCAUCAAUCUCGUGCUCCGCCGAGCGCCUAUAGCUCGCGGAGCAGCUACAACUCUCAGGAAGGCUACAGCCCCCGAAGCGAAUACGGUCCCCGUGCCAUUGGCUACUAG